Messenger RNA from Lactuca saligna, 2049 nucleotides. Lineage: Eukaryota; Viridiplantae; Streptophyta; Magnoliopsida; Asterales; Asteraceae. The record is from the annotation of a GenBank genome assembly.
AUGGAGCAACUUGUGCACUUUAGUCAUGAUCAUCCACUCAAACUUGUCCAACUACAGCCAUACCACAAUGAAGAGGAAGGGGAAGAGGAAGAGGAAGAGGAAGAUGUAGAUGAGUUUGUGGUUGAAGACCACCAUGUUGGCCAAUGCAACAUGUGUAAGGAAGACAUCUAUUCAUUUCAUUUGUGUUACUACACCUGCAAGAAUUGCAACUACUCUUUACACAAAUUUUGUGCAGAAAUCCCCAUAACCCUACAAGACCACCCAUUACAUGAUCCUAACCACAAUAUUACCUUGUCCGAGAGAUUUCAAGAUCGACAUCCUUUUUUUCAUUCUAAUCAAGAAUGGACAUGUGGUGUUUGCAAUCAUAAGCGGAAGAACUUUUUCAAUUACCAUUGUUCCAGUUGCAAAUUCAACAUGGACAUAAUUUGUGCUACCAUGUCUCAACAGAAGAUAGACCACCCAAGCCACCAUCACCAACUGCAACGUAACCCAAAGAAAUUGGUAUCUAUUUGCAAUGCAUGUGGUUGUGAACAUGAAGGGAUUUUCUACCACUGCACCAUUUGUUAUUGGUUUUGGAUCCAUCAGGAUUGUGCUUUCUCUCCUACCAAAUUACUUAUCCAACAACCUACUAAUCAUUCUCAUCCACUUACCCUUACAUAUUCCUUUCCCAACAUUGAUCAAGAAGCUAAGUUCUAUCCCAAAUGUAGAAUAUGUGAUACGGGAUUCUAUUUUUACUUUUGGAUUUACAAGUGUGAUAAAUGUCGAUACUAUGUCCAUAUUCAUUGUGCAUCUUCAAAGUACAUCCAUUUUUUGCGUCCAGGACGUGGAAAGAUUUGUAAAAAUUUCAAAGAUGAGGAUCAUUCUAAUCUUCUCUAUUGUCCAUUUCCUGAUGAAAGUUACAACCUUCUCAAGCACCAUUUUAUCAAUAAUCAGAAGGACUUUGUAGUACCUCAGGGAAACCAUGGUGAAACGCUCAAACGUCUUAGUGAUGAACACCCAUUGAUACUUUUAGACUCGCAAACAUCACUCGAGAAGUAUUCGGUUUUACUUCACAACCCGUUGAAAAAAAUUAAACUAUUAUGUGAUGGAUGUGUGAAGCCAAUCACAAAAAUACCAUUUUACAAGUGUGUUGGACAUUGUGGGUUUGUUCUUCAUGAGUGGUGUGCUAGGCUACCCCGUGAAAUAAAAGACCACCCUGGCCAUCCAUACCAUACACUUUUUCUCAUGCUAAACAUUAAUGAACUCCUUUCAGGUGUUUUUGGGUGUAAGAUUUGCAUGUUACCUUCCAGUGGUUUCGGGUAUGGAUGUAGGAUUUGUGAGUAUUAUGUAGAUGUCAAUUGUGCAUUCCUACCUAUAGAAAUCAUGCAUGAAGCUCACCCUGACCAUCUUCUCUCAAGAAUAGAUGCUUCAUCGAUUUCCAGUCUAUCGGAAACACCAUGCGAUGCAUGUGGUAAUUGCCUAAUAAAUUGCAUCGCAUUCUUUUGCCCUUCUUGCGAUUUCUACUUGGAUACAGAGUGUGCUUUUAUGUUGCCUGGAUUGAUUAGGCACAAGUACGAUAAGCAUCCAUUGACCCUAAGAUACAAUCCAGUCGAGAACCAUCCUAGUGCCUACUUUUGUGAAAUUUGCGAGGACGAAUUUAAUCCUGAAUAUUGGUUCUAUCAUUGUAGUUUUUGUGUCCAGUCUAUGCAUACUGCCUGUGCACCCGUGAUCUUUCAGUGUGAGCAAGCUGUAUAUGCCUACUAUAAGAGAUCUAUCUUCCAUUUUCUCAAUGUCAAGUUUGAAACAACAAGGCUUAUGGUUGGAGGUGUGCACCCACAUCUUCUAAAAUUGGCUCAAGGGAUGGAGUGUCAUGGUCAAUGCGAUGAAUGUGGAGAAAACUUGCAGUACAGGAUGAUCUUUGAGUGCUUGGAAUGCAAGUUUAAACUUCAUUAUGAGUGUCAUAUUGUAGUUCGCCUUUUAGAAAAAGCUAGAGGUAUUUCAUUUUUUGCUAGAAAGAUACAAACAACAAGUCGCCAAAUAAAAAAGCAUACAUAUAGUGCUCUCCCUUGA